GUUUUGCCGGUUUUAUACGCAUGGCUCGAGCUUCUUUCUCUGGUAGUUGAGUUGGCCUUUCCAAUGUUGUAUCACCUUUUUCCCGUACCCUGUGCAGGACGCGAACUGGCGGACCAUUCCGGGGACUCGUUCCCUUCGAGUCGAUACUUUGAAACCACUGGAGGCCAGUCUGGAGGAGACACACGUGGAUUGAAAUGUUAGGCGUUUUUCUCAAUGACACUUGGGCGCCUGGAUCUAUUUUUGGAGUUCAUAAGCCGUGUCGUUGUCUGCGUCGAUGCCAACGCGUUAAACUCGACGGCGAACCCGGGGUGUUCAACGCUGCAGCGACAGAAGCCGUUGACUGCAGUUAAGCACGCUGGGAGCAGACGACCCAACAGUUUUUGACAACACAGAGAAAUCCCACUUGUUGCUUUUUUCGCACGCCAGUCCUACCUGAGAACACUGAAAUCUUCUGGCGGAUGUGGCUUUGUGCUAAUCCGACACCUUCGGUUUCACCCUGAAUUAGUGUGCUCGGCACUCGAGUGAGCUUCUACCAGGUAGCCGGCGUUUGUGCCCUGUUCUUUUUGUUCUUUUGCGUUCGCAGGUCUGCGUCUAUUCUUCUUUUCAACUCUGUAACUGUUUUGAAGCAAACGGUUUUCCUUUAGGUCGCCGAAACUGGAGAUCCAGGCUUGUCAUCUGUCAGUCGUACCUCCUCUGGGCACGCGCUACUGCUCUUCGCCACAAAUGGCUUGACUUACGGCGUUCUGUGUUCAUUUCUAGUUCUGUGCGGCUUCCGGUGCUUCUUUUCUGAUGCUUGUAACCACAUUUAAAGCUGCCGACGUGUCUUUUUCGUUGAUUGCCCAUAGUUCGCGCCUUCGUUCCCUUUUUAAUUUCCGUACCUUUAGUCGUGUGCUUCACUGCCCUUCCUUUCUCCUCAGCUUUCUUGCUCUUCGUUUUGUGCCUCACUGCCGUUCCUCCUUAAUUUCCGCGCUCUGAAUCCUUCGCUUCGCUGCUAUCUUCUCGAUUUUUGUGGGUUCCUCUCCUUCGCUUCACUGCCCGUUUCUUGUCAAUUUCCGUGCUCUGAGUCUUGCGUUUCCCGGUAGCAUAUUCUCAACUCGCUCUUCCUGGUAAACCGCGACCGCGCAAGGCCUCACUUUUCACGCGUGUUUCGAGACUUGUCUUUCGCGCUUUCGCGCCUCCUCAACAUACAGCUUUUCGCGUCCGCGCGGGACAGCCGCGGUGGGCACUGACAGCACUUUCCCUGGUUUGUUUCGCAGGCGUUCACGGCGGUAUUUCAGCGGAUUUCCAUUCCUCUCAGAAAGGAAGUCCGUUAAAAGACUCUCAAUGGAGGAGCUUUGAGAAUGACGACCGUAUCGCGGGCGCACGCCUCAAGGAGCCGGCGCAAGAGCCGCGAUGAGGACAGCGAAGGGUCUUCCUUGCCCGCUGUCGGAAUUCACGAGACCCAGUCUCCGGUUUUUUCCAGAGAAGGACAUGAGGGGGAUCGAGCAGCCCAGCCAGAAGAUGUUGUCGCUGCAGAAUCUCAUUCUAAUCCCCAGUGGCCGACACCACUUGACACAGGCUUUGACAAAGGCGCACCUCCUCUCGGAUGCUCAAGGUCGGAGGAACUUCGCUCCCCUCCAAUGGCCUCUGGCAGUUUCCACGGGAGCGGAACUGGCGGCGAUGGGGGCUGCCUUCUAUCCCUCGAAGCGCAUGCAGUUUCGAAAGAUUCAGAGAGACAGGUGAAUUCGGGUUUGCCGGGAGGCGGCGAUGAGAUUUCUGGACGGCUCUCGCCGUCAUGCGCCUCUCUGCCUCUCGUGGCUGCCGCUCUGUCUCCCGUGGAGGAUACGAGAUUGGAGCGGGACAGCUCUAUCCCAGUUCUGAAGCCCAGCUUGUCGAUUCCGAACCUUCUGGUCACCUCGCCUUCUCUCACGAGUGUUUCUUACGUGUGUGAAGCUGACCGCAGCGCAGAGGGCAAAGCCCCCUCGAUGGACGCCCUCCCGCCGUCGCAUUCGGCUGCUCCGGAAAGCGGACUGUGGCGGGAGUGUGACGAGAGAGGAAAGAACUCGUUUUUUUCGUCUGGCUUGCCAGCGCACCCGGAGGGAAAUGGCGAACGGGCAGGUGAGGGACAAGACCCCCGAAGUGGGGAUUUUGAAACCCCGGAAGAAGCCGCCUUCUCCGUCCAGAGAAUUCUCCAGGAAUCCGAGGAGCUCUUCUUGUUGUCGGGAUGUGCACGGGAAGACCGUGGUGGCGAAAGCGACGCGGCGUUCAAGACCAUGACGCGGUCCGAAGGAGCGUUUAGCCGCGAACCUGCACAUCGACAUGCAUUUGCGAAGCCCGGAAACGGCGGAGAGUCUGAACCAUUCAUGUCGAUAGAUGAAGAGAGAGCUGCCUCUCCAAGUGCCUCUGGACCGUCAUCGUACGCGUUUUUGUCGUUUGAAGAAACUUCUGCCGGAUCAAGAAGAUCUCCGGAUGCCCAGUCUCCACCACUGUCUGGACACCUUUCUGACGGCGACAGAACCCAAAGAAAAGCGGGCGAGAGAUUCCUGGAAGACCCCAGGGGAAACCUGAAGCGUUCCCGCUCUCCGUUAAUUGCUCGCGACUGCAACCGAUCACUGGGCACUUGCGAUUCCUCCUUAACAACUCGAGGUCCAGUGGCUUCCGAUACCUCUCCCCGCCGUGGAUACACCGACCAGUGGCAUAGCCACCGCAAGGCGCAAAGUCCAGGCAGGUUUCGUCGGACCAAUACGGAGGGAAAUGCAACUCCUGUCGACUCGCAGUCUUCGCCGCCGUCGAAGAAACGCUGUUGCUUGGCUGAACGAUUUGCGUUUGAACGACGGCGACAACCUCCCGUGCCACUCCCCUCCGUUGCGUCUGCUGUCGCGGCAGCCCUCGCGCAGUUCCCUCCGGGUGCCUGUACUGCGGCGGUCGAGAGAGCCGAUGAUGUUCCACCAGAAGGUAGCGGCAACGGCGUUCUGCCCGGUGGUGAAGUGUCGGAUUUGUCGCUUUCUGACCGAAAGUCUGGCGCCAGCCCACGUCAGACCCUCGACACCUUCCUUCCCGCAAAAGGUGCCUCUGCCGCACUGAAACAGGAGGGCUCCUCCUCUGAAAUUGGUGAGGGGUGCCCGGCUUCUGACGACGCAGCUGUCGCUGCAACGCUCUCCGGCUGGAAGCGAGGCAGAGGUCCGCGGAGCGGCUGCGUCUCUGGAUCGUCCCGUGCGAGUUCGCUGGAACACGCGGGCGCCAGACGACGUUCGGGCGUGGAGAGGAAACGAAGGGAAAAGCGAAAGGCCGCUCUGGCGACUGCAGCGGUUGUCUCGGCGAGUGUGCGUCGUCUGGCACUGGUUGCGGCGCCUUGCCUUGUCGAAAAUACGCUGAGACAGUGGUGGCGUCUCCAAGAGCAGGUGGGUGACGAAUUGGACAAUGGCGGAGUGUCUGAGGAGCAGACGACGGGACGUUCUGGACGCAGAACGGGGAAGAACCCCAUUGUCGGGGGACGGGUGAAAGAGGGUGAGCAGUCCGUUCGACUGGAAAUCGAAAGAUCCGGCGACAGCCCGCGAAACACAGCCAAAACUGAGCCUGGAGACCAAGGCGCGGCACAGGGGCAGGGGGGACCCGAGCAGAUUGCUGAAAACGAAAGCGGGACGGAGCGGAUGGAGACGUCUCAGACAAAGCAGGAAGCGCAGGACUUGCCGUUGCACCGGGAGGCCGCUUCCGCCUCUGCCACGCCUUUCAUCCCGGAAGGCAGAACCCAAGAAAGAGACUCGUAUCUCCGAGUGACUCUCUUCGCAGCCUCCCAGGUUCUGAACAGCGGUCAGUUUCGCCAGGCGAUUCGCAUGUUCCCGGGAGCCGAUUCGCCUCGGGGCGACCAGCGUUCGCGCUGUGUCGUGCGGGUGUACAAACAGUCGCUGCGGAAGCGCCGACUGUCUGGCGAUCGAAACAGAAGAGUCGGGGAAGACGGAAACCUGGUGUCUGUGAGUCUCCGCGACCUCCUAGCGAACAGCGGCGAAGACUGGGAGCCGUCAUCCCCCUCAGCAGCAACGCGGCCGCUUCCGCUCGCCCCAUCUGCUCUUUCGGCUCACCAAGCCAGGUCGUCUUUCGGGUCGUUUUCCAGACGCAGCGCUGAGGGGGUCCCAGGGCCUUCCCCCUGGGGUGGGGACUGCUCGCCGACAGCAGCACGCUCGCCCUUGCCUCUGUCGACUUCGCAUGAUCUGCGAAGGAGGCGCGUCUGCCCUCCUCGGCGCCGCUAUUCCCCCUCAGAGUCUGUACACAGCAGCGACGGGCGGGGCGGCGCCUGUGCGAUUGCGGCAAAGAAGCCCAAGGGGAGAAGGAGCCGCGGGAGAGAGGAGCAGACAAGAGAGGAAGUGAGCGAGUCUCGGUGCUCGACGCCGCGCUCGUGCUCUUCUGUCAGAUACGCGGUGUCUGACGGUUCGCCUGCUUCAUCUCGCGCACACCUAGGACGUCCAGACGACGAGGGAGACGAGAGGAUGACAGGAGGACAGAGGACUCCUAGGGGGACUCCCCAGGAAGGCGAAGACAGCGAUUUCCUUCCAGCAGGUAUGAGUGGUCUACGCGGCGGAACCUUGCCGCUUGACCAACUGGGAGAGAGAAGUCGAAGUGCAGAGAGGUGGAUGCCGGCGCCCUCAGUCGCAGUCGUUCCCUUCGCCCCGAAUAUCCUGGCAAAGAAGCACGCUGAAGACGUAGAAAAUCAACUCGAUGGCGGCAAAAUGUCGCUGGACGGAGUCGGGCAAAAGGAGUGCGGACUUGUGGAAACUGGCGAUACCGGCGAACAAGAAGCGGCGGUAGCGGCUUCUGAAAAACGGAGACCACUGGAGGCUCAAACUCCUGGGAGACAUGGAACCACAGUGUUGAUGAAAGGUGAAGGCCUUUUGGCAGGUCGAACCAGUGAAGUCGAUGGUGACAGGACGGGUGAGAAGACGACACAGAUUUCGCCUUUUUCAGAAGCGACAGGGAUUUGCAUUUUGAGGCGAUCACCGAGGCGAGUUCAGUCGAAUUCGAGUGAGGCCUCACGCACCGCGGUACGCUCCACAGAAGGCCUGGAAACCUCGGACAAGCUCGGCGUCGACGUUGGCACUACAAACAAAGAAGCGGAUUCCUUCAGUGCUUCUUGCGACUCUCCAAGAGACUCUUUGGAGAGGAACGUCGGAGAAAUUGUUGCCAUAUGGGCGCGAGCCCGCGAUGCCAAACAGGGGGGAAGAAUUAGGCGACGUGUGUGGCUGCCGCCUGGCAUGGCGACACAUGGUGGACACGAAGGGAAUGAGCAGAACAACGAAGCGAUUUGUGGCGGGGGAGCCACCCCCAUGAUGAAGACAGAAAGGGCAAUGGAAGAGGGGCGAGGAGAUGCGAAGACGCACCCUGUCGGAGGAACAUAUGCGGAGACAGAGAAAAAAGUCGUUGAUGAAAUGAAGGCCUGGUGGUCUAAGCUGACGUGUGCCAGCGUCGAAGCGGUGCCGGUUCAGACCUUGACACUCGACGACUUUGCUCGGGCGUUCUCGACCGUGGCGAACCGAGCAGUGGACCUCCUCUGUCUUGCCUUUCGCGCCCGAGGCGCUGGCCCGGUGUUCCGGCCUGUGCUUUCCUCGUCCCCGAAGCAGCAAGGAAACUCGCCGCAGCCUGAGAGUGAAGAUGUAGAGACACGCAUCGAAACGUAUAGACAGCAGGUUCGGCGCCUUUACCGGAGACGGCAGCAGCUCCAUGAGGCGACUGGAAAUUCGCCUUUUUCAUCUUCGCGCGUCGGUGGAGCACUCCAGCGCAGGAUAGGAGAGUUGCAGCGGCUCCGCGAGGCCCAUGGACGCGUCGACAUUCCGAAUGAAGGGCCAAGGCGAGAAGAAGACAGCGAGAAAUGCCCUGCGUCACUAUGGGACGUUCCGUUGAGACAGAGGAAACAAGGCCGCAAGCGUGUGUCCCCGUGGUACAGCGUGGGCGUCCGCUGGCUUGCUGAUUUCUCCGCUUUCGAAUACUUCGUGGUGAAAAAUUACAGGAAAGAAGAUUUGGGCGCAACGGUCUCGCUCAGCAACAGAGGCGAGGCAUCCGACACCACCUGGUCCGUCGACGGGACAGGUUCGCAGCGGGCGCCGGUGCCGUGUCUGUCUCGCGCAGGUACCCCUAGAACUGUGUCGCCGUCGCCGCCGAGCGCAGACGCGAUGAAUUUGUGGGCUCAGGCUUAUGCACCGAGCCUGAAUCAGCCCCGCGGCAUGUCUCCCGCGACGACUCCGCCUCUUUCUGAGUCGGCGACGCCUCGCGGAAACGUUUCGCCUCCGUUUAGUGAGGCCAGCUCCUCGGGACAGCGCGGGAAGAAAGUCGCUCCUGGACCGAGCGCAGACGAGAAGAAGGACGAGGAUUACCAGAGCGCAGGAAGUCUGAGGUGGGAGGUCGACGGUGGACAACGCAGGCAGGUUCAGGUCCGCAGCCGUCUGCUUCUCCAUGAGCUUCUUCAGCCGCCGUCGCUUGAUGCGACUGGAUUGAGAACCGCUCUCGUCCUCAUCGUUCUCAGGCUCCAGCGUUUUCUCCGCCUCAAGGAGGGAGGCGUGAACAACAGAGGCAGGGGUCAGAGGAGUGAGAGGAAACGCCGCUGCCGGGCCAUGCCCCCCAUCUUCAUUUUCCGGGAUGAUUCCAACGCGUUUCAGGAAGCCCUCCUUGCGAAAAAGCUAGAUAUUCGUCUUGACUCAGAUUCUCCCCACACGGACGUUCCUUCAAGGAGAAGCCUUGAUGGCGAGGUGGGAGACGAAAGGCGGCGUCUUCGUUCAGUCAAACCCACGAAUUCAAACGAUCUUUCGGAUGAACGCGGCCCUCCCCCGCCGUCGACAAUGUCUCCCCACAGCCUUGGCUCUGGCCCCUGUGACACACAGGAAGGAGUUCAGAACCUUCAGCAGGACGCUAGCUUGUUCUCUCCCGCCUUGGCUCAAGGCCAGGCGCAUGCCCACACAGACGCUGUGCCUGGAGCCCGGCACGAUGAUGUCUUGCCGCGGUCUCCGCGUUUCCCUGUUGUGGACGCGGGGCCAGAAGAGACACCCCGCCCCGAGGUCGAGUCUAUGCUGGACUCUGAAAGUGGAGACCCAACGGGUCUGGGGCAAGCGUCCAGACGCCGGUGGCGCGGGCGAGGUUCGCGGACCUCCGUGCAGCGAACCGUCUCGACGUGUCUCCACGAAGACCAUUCUGGAGACAAAACGCCUCGAGAAGAGACCUUCGGCGGUGACGCAGCCUCACUGCUCCGCGUCGCCAGCUCUGUGCCACCUUCUACCUGCUCGUCUCCUCAGUCUUCUUCUGGAGGCCGCCGAGAACGGGGGAGACGCGGCGUGCGAGGCCGAAGGGGUCGGGGGCGGUUGAUCUCUCAGCAAGGUUCGAGUCUGCUCGGUCAAACUGUGUCCGCAGGAGCCUUGAGCAGCGGAGACACAGCAGGUGCGAUCUCCACGGAGGGUGAGAACCGGAGAAACGCGGUUCGUCCUGGAGCUCUGGAACACAGCGAUGAAGACAAGGAAGAUCUUUCGGCGAGUUCGCCGCCUUCCGAUGAUGGGAUCUCUCAAAGGAGCAGUGGAAGUCAAGGAGAUUCGUCUUCGUCAGGAGGGCCUUCGUCGGAAGCCUGUCGGAAGACAACUUCUCACGUGGCGGCCAAGGCUGACUCAGCUUCCCCACGUGCACUGCAUCCAUCAGCGCGCCCGCAGCCUCGAGGGACAGCUUCGUGGACGCCGGGCGGCGAGCCCGCGGUGUCAGGCGUUCAGCACCCGUCUGCCUUGACACCGUCGCCGAGCCGGGGGAGGUUUUCAGAAGACAACGUGGCGUCGCGUGUGUCACGGGUGUCCUCGGUGGGUGCUUUGCUUCGUAGCAGGUGUGUCGUGGGCGAAGAACAGAAAGAGACACAAAAUUCGUGCUCUCUGUGGGUGGUGGAGAAGGGCGCUCUCGAGCCGUUCUGGUGGCGCACAGCAUCUGCCGUCGGCUGCGUCUCCGCGGGCAGAAGAGAUCACAGCGAUAAAGACGCGAAUCGGCUUUUCUUGGCCGAUAAGGAAGCAGGCACCGGUCCUCUUCAGGACUUCGUCCUCCCUGACUUCUCCGGGUCCGCCAGAGAGAUCCACGGAGACGAACGAGGAAGCGACAGCGACGCAUCUUGCAAGUCUGCAGCGCUCUCCACCACCAGCGACAGCAGCGGAAUCUCAGAGGUUUCCCUCGAUCUGGAAAGCACUGUGCAGGAGGUCGCCCUCGGCACAAUUCUUUCCUCUGCCCUCUCUGCUCUGCACGGAAAGACAGGUGAUGGUGACACUCAAGAGAGCGAUGCAGAGAGAGAGGCGAAUGCGGACGACGGCAGUGCGACAGGGGUCAAUGAAAAGGACUUGAGAGGCGAAAGCCGACCGGAACUACCCUCGCCAAUCCCGGGGAAGGACGAACUAGGUAGCCAAGAGGAGGGGAAGACAGCUUCGUCUCUGCCAAGUGUGAAGGCCGAACAGGGAGGAUCCGAGAGAGGAGGUGCAGAUGAAAUUGUGAAGAAAGCCACAAGUGUGUUGCGGGCAUGCAAAGACCCCGACGAGGCAACGUCUACAUCUUUGGUUCCCGAAGGAGAGGACGAGAAUGACGCUUGUGGGGCGUUGGAACCUGACUCGCUAGUGUCGGUCUCUGCGCUGGGGGAGAGCAGUGAAGAACUCUUCACAGAGGUCCCACAAAAUGAGAAAGAGUUGAAGAAGACACUCCAACACGUGGAUCCAAGGCUCUGUCAACAGAUGCUGCACGGCGGCCUCUGCUUCAUUCGCACCUACGUGGAUCUUGAGACGAAAAAAGAAUCCCUGCAGGCCGGGCCUUUUGCCGCGAAGCGGCGGAGGGUCGCGCAGCUGCUUCGGGGACUCCAGGGCCUGUUUGACGCCUUGGAAUCUGUGAGGGAGAGAGAGGGAGACGAUCUCUCAGGAGAACACGAGGGAGACAGUGCUUCCGGCGGACUGUUCACAGCAGAGCAGGAGAAGGAAGGAGCUGACAAGGUGUCAGGAGACAGAGAGAACGCAGGCGAAAGGGGGCAGAAAACUGCCGCCGAAACGGGAGACCAGAAAGCGAGCAUCGAGGACGCUGUGGCUGCGGCGUUCUGCCGGAGAGUUGGAGCCGCGAUCGCGACCGAGACUUGUGGGUCGAUUCAGACCGUCUUCCCUGAAAUUGGUGAAGCAUACGAUGUGGAGGACUCGGUGGCGCGACUUGGUGCGCCUCCACGAGCCCCAGUUCGCACCAGGCGCGAAUGCACCGGAACAGGGUUCACGUCGACGGCGGCACUCCCAGAGCCGCGAGGAGAAGAUGGGAGGAAGCAGGAAACGUCGGAACCGCUUGGCGUGGAGGCGGCAGACAAGACAGACAUUCAGGGAGAAUACGCUCAGGAAAGCGAGCACACGUGGACGCAGGAAAUGGGGCGAAAAGCGUCUUUAUUUCUGUCUGGUACCCUCGAGUUAGCGCAACUGAAGGAAGAACAGCAAGUGGAAGAGCUCCAAGGGGAAGGCGACCCUCUGACAAGCUUUCUUCUUCCUUCAGACCAAUCGGAUUCGACGAAGAAAGCGAACGAAGAGUGCAUGGGAGGGCGCACCGCGAGAGAGCUUUACGCAGAACGAGAAGAAGACGUGAAGACCUUAGGUCGCCGAAGAGAAGCUCAGACUGAGAGCCGCGCUCGUGGGCCGCAUGUCGACAGUUCGGCAGAGGCGGCGAGCGUAGCCCAGGGCGACGAAGGAGGAGAAGAGGCAAGGAAACGGAAGAAAGAUGAGAAACGAGAGAAACGAAGUGGAAAUGCAUUUCUUGACGCGCUGCUCGAACCCGCGUUGCGAGAAGACGUUGGUCGUGCCUUCCUCACCGACUUCGGAUCCCAAGCUCCACAGAACAGCACAGACGCUGGCAAACCGAUCUUCCUGUCUCCGUGUGUCUUCGGAGUCCGCGGAGGAGCGAGAUGGAAAAAGCUGGGUCUUUUCAACGACGAGGCACAGAGAGAAGGCACCGAGAGUUCACCCUGGAGAAACGACUGCAGCGAUCCCAUGUCCUACCGUGCCGAUGCCCCUCAUACCUGGAGAAGACACGAGGGACUGCUCUGGGGUGGCAGCAGACACGCGGCGAGUGCCUUGCGCCACCACGGCAGGAAGAGCCCCGCAUUUUUGUCGCCCCAGUGGGAAGACGACGAACGUCUUUCGCUUUCCUCCUCAGCGGAUGAGCGCGGCUACACGAGCAGCGGCUCCGAGCGGUUCCUCAGUAUCCCAACUCGACGCAAGUAUGGCCUUCGUUUCCAGAGACGAUCGACGAAGACAGGGCGGGCGCCGAGCCCGACCGCAGGCCGAAGCAGCGUUAAUCGGAGUGGCUGGAGGGAGACUCUUCGUCCAUCAUCUGGUUUCUCCGGUGAGGAGACGCCCCGAUCGCUGAGCUCUAGAAGAAGGCGAGGCGGCUUAGGAGGCUCAUCGCCAACGGCCUUCCGCCCUCCAAUGACACGGGCUGCGACAGGGAAGGCAGCGGCGUGUGUGCGACACGGCGACGGUGACGAGUGCGCAGAGCCCGACUCUCAGUUCGGCGCCUUUGGCUCGGCGGACCUAGGCCUGUCAGACCGGCGAGGUGAAGCCGGAGAAGCAGAUACGCGUGAAGAGAAGGCAGGAGGGUCUGCUCGUCAUGGAAAACGAGGGAGUGGAGUUCGGUCCGGAGGCGCUAGAGAAGCUGGAAGCGAUGCGGGGACAGACACCCUGUGGGUGGCGCCUGGCAGCGGUCCUAACACUUGCCGGAGUGGGCGCAAAAGUCCUGCAGCUGCUGCAUUGUCUUCGUUGCCGACGGGAGUAUACUUUGAUGCCUCACGGAAGUUGUGGAGGUGUCAGUGGAGAGAAAACGGUCGAUUCAAGACGAAAGGCUUUUCUCUUAAUGUGUACAAGACACUCAAAGAAGCCAGGCGCGCAUGUGUCGUCUACAGGUGCCUUAUGGGAGGCUGGGAAGUCGACCCACGCUGGCUCGGACCCGACGACGACGAACAAGACAACAGUGGCGGAGCAGACGAAGUUGGAAGACCUGUGCCGUCCGAUGGCAUCUCCGAUGUUGUCGGAGAGGCGAGAAGAAAGGGAGAAUACUGAGCUUUCCUGCAGAAACCGUUACGGGAAGUUUGGUUUGCUGUGUGCUGAGGGAGGAUCAGUCCUGUGGUUGCAUACAUGGCUAAAAGGGGUGGGGUUCGCAACCUGAAGGUUCACUGUAGCCCAAGCUACCGGAACUACUGGCGUCGGGUGUUAGGCGAAGGCCCACCCAGUGGGCGGCAGUCAGAAAUGAGCCGAUGUAAAGGGUGGAAUGAACGAAAGCCAUCGGCAUACAUGAUUCGACAAAAAAGAAUGUGAAGACAAACGGAUCCUGUUUUCAUUAUGCAUUUCCAUCCUCCACGUGGGGUGUUUUUAGCGGUGUCACACAUAAUUACAAAAGAGGUUCGGCGUCACAACAGUCCACCACAAAUGGACUAUCGGGGGUAUCGCCGGAGUAGACUUUUCCCGAAGGUUUUGUUGUUCUCAGGUUUUGCGUGCACUCAUCGUGGAAUGAGCGUGUCUUUCUCUACGUCGUUUUCGUUCCGUAAUAUCUCUGGCUUUUCGACGACAACUUCGUUGUUUGCGCGGUAUGAACAAACAGAGCUUCGGGCUUCGCAUUCGUGUGAAAGGAACGCACGCCGCUCAAGCUCGGUCGACACUGGUUGCCAGAAGUCGUCGUGACCCCUGUGUGUGUAAUUGAGUGGCAUUACGCUUUUUCACAUGAAACAUUUGGGCGUAAAGGGGAACGUGAUUCUUAAGAAACUUCCCCUCACCAAACAACCCAGAAAAUCGAUGCGUUUUCAAGGUACUCUCCCGACAACCGGUCGGCGACUGUGGAAGGCAUUUGGAACAUAAAGCAGAUGAAGGAUCAACGCUUUUUUGGGAAGGUUUGAUGCUCGCCCAUGCUUCUUCCGCGGCAUUUCCCCAACUUAGAUGAGUGAUUCAAACAAGAACGAAUAAAACUUUAGUAAUCGUGUGUACGAUGUGCCGCGAGUCUAAACUCACAGUGAGACGACCUUUUUUCGUAGCGUCUGCCGCUCUGGUGGCAUGGUUUCUGCGGGUGGUACGUCAGGAGUAUGCCAACUGUUUUAUUUUCCGAUUAAGGAAUGCUCCUGUUGAAGGUGGCUUUGUGCGUGUGUGUCUGUUUCUUGAAGCAUACGAAAUAAUACAUAGUGAAUUCGCAACGCUGAACUUCCCCAUGAGUUAACGUGCAUACGCGCG
Molecule: messenger RNA, 12209 nt
Organism: Toxoplasma gondii ME49
Lineage: Eukaryota; Apicomplexa; Conoidasida; Eucoccidiorida; Sarcocystidae
Gene: AP2XI4
Product: AP2 domain transcription factor AP2XI-4
Exons: 8
Coding region: 1341-11051 (3236 amino acids)
Biological process (GO): regulation of DNA-templated transcription
Molecular function (GO): DNA-binding transcription factor activity
Source: RefSeq, a predicted model, not a curated record